AUGGAGACCAAUCUGACAAACAUGAGAGGUACUCUGACGGACCUCGUGCUCGAGUUCCUUGAGGCUGCCGUGCAUGAAUUUCUGUUCGCAUGGCAUGUUUAUCCGAAAGAAGCUUUUGAGCAGCGUGUAAUGUAUGGUGUGCCAAUCCAUAUGAUUCGGCAUCCUCUACUGUGUCAUUACAUUCACUCCAUGUUGAGUGGAUGCCGCACGUGGCUGAGUAAAGGAGAAUUGGAGAAGUUUUGUGUCGUCCUUGUCUCCGAGCGAGGCCUGCCACUGGAGACGUUAGCACUUGAGCCAGGAUGGACGACAUCGUUCUCUGAGGUGGAAGACUUGGACAAAGAUCGGCCGCUACCAUUGCUUCAGCUCGAAGAGUCGUUUCGUGCGGGGAUGGUGGCGCUGGUGGCGACUUCAGUAUCUAAAAUAGCUGACCAGACGGAUCGCCUUAAGCCACACACGUUCCGGAUCUUGGUGCAGACAGUUGAAGACGCGGGCAAUCGAGAAACUGUCAUCAAUGAUGACAACGUCAGUCGCUCGUGGUUGCCCGCGGAUUCAUUUUGGUACAACAAUCAGAUGAAGGAAAAGGAGAUUCUUCCAGUUCGAGCGAUACAGUCGGCAGCUACACCUGUUCGCCUCCUUGUUUAUAUCGAAAAGCAUCUGCCAGCUUCACGAACUAAAGCUAGCGAGUAA
This is a messenger RNA of Peronospora matthiolae, 687 nucleotides long. The record is from the annotation of a GenBank genome assembly. Lineage: Eukaryota; Oomycota; Peronosporomycetes; Peronosporales; Peronosporaceae.